AUGAAUCUGAAAAAGGGUUUCAGUGACAAGGUUAAAAAAGCUAAGAAAAGAGAUGGAAAACUAGAGAGGGUUGAAGCAGGCCUUGCUAGAGCUAGAUCUUUGAUCAGAGAUGCCAUGAUUAAUCAGAGCCGUUCAUCACCCCUUAAAGAUGCUGAUUAUGUUCCCCAAGGGGACAUCUACAGGAAUGCUUAUGCUUUCCAUAGGAGCUACCUGCUAAUGGAAAGCCUCUUCAAGAUCUUUGUCUACAAAGAAGGCGAACCACCUAUAUUCCACAAUGGUCAUUGCAAGGACAUAUAUUCCACCGAAGGAUUCUUCCUUAAAUUUAUGGAAAUGAAUACACACUUUCGAACCCGUGAUCCUGAUGAAGCUCAUGUUUACUUCCUUCCCUUCAGUGUUGUGAUGAUGCAAGACACCCUUUACGAUCCAAAUUUCCCCUACAAAGCUUUCCUAAGACAUGCAGUCCGUGGUUAUGUCCAGACCAUCUCUACUAGGUACCCAUAUUGGAACAGAAGCCUUGGAGCUGAUCAUUUCAUGGUUUCUUGCCAUGAUUGGGGGCCUCCUGCAAGUUGGUUUGUUCCUCAAUUAUUUUUCACUUCCAUUCGGGUUCUAUGCAAUGCUAAUAUUUCUGAGCACUUCAACCCCAAGAAAGAUGCAUCUCUUCCAGAAAUCAAUCUGGAAACAGGCGAGCUCGAGGGGCUUACUGGAGGCUUGCCCCCAUCUAAUCGCACAGUCCUAGCAUUCUUUGCAGGGGGUGAUCAUGGCUUUAUUAGGCCUGCACUUUUUCAGCAUUGGAAGGAAAAAGAUGAAGAUGUUAAAGUUUAUGAAAAACUUCCUGAAGGUAUUUCUUACAAGGACAUGAUGAAGAAGAGCAAGUACUGCAUUUGUCCAAGUGGUUGGGAAGUUGCUAGUCCAAGAAUUGUAGAGGCAAUCUACGCAGAGUGUGUCCCAGUGUUGAUUUCAGAGCACUAUGUCCUCCCUUUUAGUGAUGUUCUGAAUUGGGACGCGUUCUCAAUUCAGGUUUCGGUUAGUGAAAUACCAAACCUGAAAAAGAUUUUGAUGGGAAUACCUCAGGAUCAGUAUAUAAGAAUGCAGGAGCAAUUGAAGCUUGUGCAAAGACAUUUUCUGUUGAACGAUCCUCCCAAGAGAUAUGAUGUCUUCCACAUGAUAAUUCACUCAAUUUGGCUUCGAAGGAUGAAUGUACUUGUUUAUAGUUGA
This is a messenger RNA of Cornus florida, 1215 nucleotides long. Its product is annotated as probable glycosyltransferase At3g07620. The coding region runs from base 1 to 1215 and encodes 404 amino acids. The transcript has 3 exons. The record is from RefSeq and is a predicted model, not a curated record. Gene Ontology annotation, molecular function: glycosyltransferase activity. NCBI's taxonomy places the organism in Eukaryota, Viridiplantae, Streptophyta, Magnoliopsida, Cornales, Cornaceae.